UGUCAUACUGACCGUGUAUCUUGAGUGGUUGUGUUUUCGCUAUCGAGCAAAAUGUCUCAGGUGUAUGAAAACAUCUUUCGUGACGCUCUGAAAGAUUUCAGAGUUUCGGAGGAUGGCCUGAUUUCAGGCUAUUGUAAUUCGUUGGAGGAGGAAGACCAUGUGACUCCUCGUAAGAGAUUGAGGAUCAUGGAUACUAGAAAAUCCAACUGCCCAGCAACUUUAAAUAUGAAGUGUAUAAGGGUGUAUCCUGAUUACAGUAUGCACUCAGCAACUGAACACAGGGAUACCAAGGCAAAAGUUCUUGCAAGUCUACAGAAAGAUUUGGCAUUGCCAUGCCCGCCUAAGAGCUAUCUACGUUAUUAUUUGACUGCUUCCCCAGCAAGUGCACACACACAUGCUACUGAAAGUGUUGAAGCAAGUGGGUACAUACAUCCUUCACUUGUAAAGGAAAUCAAAAACUUAGUACUCAGUGGCACGACAUCUCUCAAAGUCAUUAAGUUGGCUCUAGACAGAUUUGUUGAAAUCAAUUUCACUGGGACACACAUACCAGGUCAAAUGAAUACUACCUUUUACCCCACAGAGAAAACUAUUUACAGUCACAUUUAUCGGACCCUUUAUGGUACAAAUAAAGUAUUGUUUGACGAGACUAGACUGCAGAAUCAGGUUGAUGAGUGGCACAAAGACUCGAGCAAUCACAUGAUUUAUUAUAGACAUUGUACGGGAGCCAAUGGAGAAGUGAAACCAUUACUUUUUUGCUAUCAGAGCAGUUGGCAGAGAGAUCUUUUGAAGAAGUAUGGGGGUAGUUGUUUGUUAGAUGCAACAUACAAAACAACAACAUAUGAUAUUCCUUUAUCUUUUAUAGCUGUGAAGAGUAAUGUGGGCUAUUUGGUUGUCGGUUUUUUUUUUUUCAUUCAGAUUGAAAAUGCAAGAUCCAUUCAUGAAGCACUAGACAUUUUCAAGGACUGGAACAAGGAUUGGAAUCCCCUCUAUUGGGUUACUGAUUUCUCGGAGUCAGAGAUAAAUGCAAUUGAGCAAGCAUUCCCUCAGACAAAAGUUUACUUGUGCCUUUUCCAUCGAAAACAGGCAUGGGGAAGAUGGUUGAAAAAAAAGGAUAAUCUACGUGUACCAAAUGACAUGAAGACAUUUCUGGAUAUGUGGCAAGAAAUUUCAGAAUCACCAACAGAGAGAGAAUUUAGAGAUCGCGUAGAAGAGUUGCGAACGCAUGAGGUUUCUCGGAGAAACGAGCGUGCAUGGCCAUACUUUCAGCAGCAAUGGCUAACGGUAUGUGAAAGAUGGGUGAAAGCGUAUGAGGACAAGGGCAGAUUUGCAACUAUUGACACUACAAAUGGAGUUGAAGCCAUGAACAAGAUUGUAAAACAUUUUUUCCUAAAACACAAUUCAGACAGGACUUUAACUGGGGUUACUAAGGUUACAAUAAACCAGUUUCUUCCAAGCCUAAUUAGAAAGUACUGUCUGCAGAAUUCUGCCAUCAAAGCUUAUAACAAAGAUGUUCCACUGUUUUUGCAUAAAAAACAAACAAGGUUGUGAAACAUGUCAUGCAGCGAUAUGCAUCAGCAAAAGUUGAGUUAACUGUAAGAUCAGUGAGUAGGAGAUCGGAUGGUUCAUUUUGUGUGGAGAGUGCAAAGUCCAAAAACUGUAAUUAUGUUGUAAACUUUGAUAUACCAGAUUGCACAUGUGAAGAUUUUCGGAGAUAUAAAUACCCAUGCAAGCAUUUCUGUGCAAUCUUUAUUUUUUACCCAGAGUGGGGUUUUGAUAAAAUGCCAGAAAGUUAUAAGACUAGUCCAUUAAUCUGUCUUGAUGAAAUGUAUGGGGUGGGCUUUAGAAGUGGCUCUUCAGUAAUUUCAUAUGAAGGCAGUAGUAGUGACGAAGCUGUUGAGGAGGCAGUUGAAGCAGCUGAGGAGGCUGUCGAGGCAGCAAAUACAGAUGGUGUUGUUCAAACCCAGAAUAUUCCUUUGCAGCAGUUUGAAGCAAGGGAGCUGUGUAAACAGAUUUAUAAUCUCACAUACAACUGCAGCAACAGCGAAACAUUACAAAAAGUACUUGAAUCACUGAGCAACUGUGUGCAAGAUUUGCAAUUAGCAAAUCCUGAAGUUGGUGGUCUCCCAUUGGCAGUGCCAUCAACUUCCAAACAAUAGCGAAGAACGAUGCCAAAAGCCUUACAAGAUCUGUCUUAAACACAUUAUAACUUCCCAUUUGAAGGGUAAGAAAUGACGGUUUAUUUGAAUUUUAGAUAGCUCUUUGUCUAUGUAAAAUACAAAUAAGCUCCGUCAUUUCUGAUCCUCGAGAUGGAAUGCUAUGAGGUCUUUAUGUUGGUCUCUGCUUUUAAACUUUGUUGCACAUUUGAAUUUCGAAGUAGCAGUAGAUAAAAUAUUAUAAAAAGGAUAGUUGCUACAUUUGUGUGUGUGUUUGUGAGUGAGCGAGUGUGCGCGCGCGCUUUUGAAAAGGCCCUUGUUGCCCGAAAGAUAAGUCCGACAGUCUUUUUGUUGUGCCUCUGCAUCUUCACCAUUUGGUGAGCAGCAACAACUAUCCUUUCCAUAAUAUUGUUACAUUCCA
Schistocerca nitens (vagrant locust) is the source of this 2574-nucleotide messenger RNA. RefSeq lists its product as uncharacterized. The record is from RefSeq and is a predicted model, not a curated record. Lineage: Eukaryota; Metazoa; Arthropoda; Insecta; Orthoptera; Acrididae. The transcript is spliced from 4 exons. Gene Ontology annotation, molecular function: DNA-binding transcription factor activity. Bases 52 to 1548 code for a protein of 498 amino acids.